AUGCUGCGCGCGCUGAGCGCCCUGGGCGCGCGGCCCCCGUGCCGGCCUUCUGUCCUGCUAGUGCUCCAGGCGCGCGGCCGCAAGACCCGCCACGACCCUCCGGCCAAGUCCAAGGUCGGACGCCUUCAGACCCCGCCCUCGGUGGAUCCCACGGAAUUCUUUGUGCUGACCGAGCGUUACCGGGAGUACCGCCAGAUAUUGCGCGCUCUCAGGCUGGAGUUUAUGGCCGAGGUGCGGAAAAAAGUGAACGAGGCCCGAGUGGGGGUCCUGGCCGAGCGCAGAGCCCAGGAGAAAGCAAUAGAGCACCGGGAGCUGAUGACCUGGAACCAGGCGGAAAACCAGCGGCUGCACGAGCUGCGGAUAGCGAGGCUGCUGCAGGAGGCGCAGGAGCAGGAGCGUCAGCGGGCCGAGGAGCAGGCCCGCCAGGCCCGAGAGGCGCAGGCCUGGGUGCAGCUCAAGGAGCGGGAAGUGCUGCAGCUGCAGGAGGAGGCAAAAAACUUCAUCACCCGAGAGAACCUGGAGGAACGGAUAGAAGCAGCUUUGGACUCACCGAAGAGCUACAACUGGGCUGUCACCAGAGAGGGACUGGUGGUUAGGCCACAGCAAAAGGUCUCCUAG
Orycteropus afer afer is the source of this 618-nucleotide messenger RNA. It is a transcript of the gene MRPS26, whose product is annotated as mitochondrial ribosomal protein S26. NCBI's taxonomy places the organism in Eukaryota, Metazoa, Chordata, Mammalia, Tubulidentata, Orycteropodidae. Gene Ontology annotation, cellular component: mitochondrial small ribosomal subunit. The coding region runs from base 1 to 618 and encodes 205 amino acids. The record is from RefSeq and is a predicted model, not a curated record. The transcript is spliced from 4 exons.